AUGCUCCUGCGUGGCGACCGCUCGAUCCUCUCCCUCUCCCAUGGCUGGCUGACGGCUCUGCACCCGGACCCUCACGGCACUACCCUCGCCGCCGUCCGACGCUUCCUCCUCUUUGACACGGCGGCGGCUGGCGAGGCGGGGCUCUUCUGGGACUUUGCCAGCUUGCCGCAGCGAGGGCCGAACGGGGAGGCUAGAACAGAGGAGGAGAAGCGAAUCUUCAACAGGGGCCUCGAAGUGAUGGGGUCCUUCUACGCGAGCGUGACCGGCACCUCUGUCAUUCAGCAGCGCGACAUGGUCCUGCCUCCCGGCGCGCUUACCGGCGUUGGGGCGUACAACCCAACGCCGUACGAGGGCGAUGGCGGCCGGGGCUGGUGCAUCUUUGAGCAGGGGACGGCCAUGACGGUGCUGGCGCACCUGACGGCGGCGGAGAGGCAGGCGGCGGAGAAGGGCAAAGCGCUGCCAGAGCGCUUCCGGAAGGCGCAGGCGGCCCGUGCAAAGGUGUAUGACAUCGGGGGGGCGGCGCCGAUGGCGCGCGAGAGCUCCCUGUCGCCAAGGGAGGUGCUCGACGAGGCGUGCCGCGCGAUCGAGAAGGCAAAGUUCACGGGCAAGGCGGACCAGGUGAUGGUGCCGCAGAUGCUGGCCGAGUUCGAGUGGGUCUUCCGGAGCACUUUUGAGCGGGCGCUUGAGGACCACGCGGCGAGCGGCGCGACGAUCCGGCGGGAGCAGCAGCAGGCGGUGCUCGCGCGGCUUUCCGAGCGCGAAGGGGCAAAUGGCAGGAGUGUAGGAUCAGGCGUGGAGCUACUAGAGGCCGGGUGA
Emiliania huxleyi CCMP1516 is the source of this 816-nucleotide messenger RNA. RefSeq lists its product as hypothetical. Lineage: Eukaryota; Haptophyta; Isochrysidales; Noelaerhabdaceae. The transcript has 2 exons. The coding region runs from base 1 to 816 and encodes 271 amino acids. The record is from RefSeq and is a predicted model, not a curated record.